AUGCAGGAUGAUGCAUUACCGCUCAGCAUCAACGUAUCAAUAAUCCCGCACUCGUCUCGAGAGGAAGCUAGCAAAGUUCUUCUGACGACUUUCGAUAGGGAGGUGGACUCAUUCGAUGAUCUGCCAAAGAUCAAUUCAGAUGCUGGAACAGCCAUGGGACUCCGGGAACUAGGACCCAAUAAUGGUGCUCCUACAUUUGCCAGAGACGUUCUUCGGAUCUGUGUGUCGGGACCAACAGGUCUGCAUCUGAGUGUGGUUGAUCUGCCUGGGAUCAUCCAGGUACCAAGCGAAGGGCAGACCGAUGACGAUGUCGAAGCCGUUCACUCUCUUGUUGAUUCAUAUAUGAUGAGCAAGCGAUCCAUCAUACUGGCUGUUGUACAGGCUGGAAAUGACAUCUCCAACCAACCGGUGAUUCGUAAGUGUAGACAGUUUGACCCAUCUGGCGAGCGCACGAUUGGGGUCAUAACGAAGCCGGAUCUCAUAAAUAAAACAGCUGAGGGCCGGAUCGCACAGCUUGCGAGGAAUGAAGAUACCACGAAGCUCAAGCUUGGUUUCUUCCUCAUCAAAAAUCCGUCACCUGAGGAGACAGAGAGGGGUUUGACGACAUACGAUCGAGAAGCCAUCGAGCGAGAUUUCUUCACGUCCGCACCUUGGAAAAAUCAGAAGCUCAACCCAGACCGUCUUGGAGUUCAAAAUCUCAGAGCAUUUUUGCAGGAACUUCUUGAACGGCAUAUCAGGAAGGAGAUUCCGAAGGUGCGGCAAGAGCUGAAGCGACUGGAGCGACAGACUGCCGAGCAGCUGCUUAUGCUUGGAGGGCCUCGGAAGACAACGGCAGACUUGCGAAUCCAUCUAUCACGUUUGGCCAUGAAAUUUGACAAUAUUUGCUCUUCAGCUCUACAAGGAAACUAUGAUGAUUCGAGGUUUUUCGGCAGUGCCGGCGGAGAAAUUCCGCCGACUCGACUAAGAGCUAUCGUCCAUUCAGAGAACGUCGGAUAUGCUAAUCUCAUGAGGACGAAAGGAGAGAAGCGAAGAGUUGGUGCACGGGAGGAAUCAGAUAAUGACGUAGAAUCUGGUAGUGAAGCGGAUGAUGGCGGUGGCCAAAUACUUGUCACAGAGAGUGCCAUGAAGGAGUGGGUGAAGAAGCGUUUGGAAGCGUUUCUGGACGCUCUCGUGUCACAUUUGACCGACGAGGAGCAUACACGACAGAGACUCCGGGAAGGCAUUCUGGCCGCUCUCGAAGCUAUGAAAAAGAACGCCGACGAAGAACUGAAUAGAUUAUGGAUUGACGAAGCACAACAACCCGUAACGUAUAACCAUUACUACACUGAUAACAUUCAGAAAGCGAGAAAUGAUUCUGCUCGAAAAGCUCUGAAAAAGGCCAUGGACGAAACCACUCACCAAGAUUAUGGUGGGCGGAUUCACAUAAGCAACAACAACGUGGAUAUACAAAAUCUGCUAGGCUUGUUGCAAGACCGCAUUGUGGUCAACAUGGACGAACAAGCUUGUUCUGAGGGAAGGGGCGCUUUGAACGCUUAUUAUAAGGUUGGCUUCAGUGCGUCAGAUGUCAAGCAGUUCUGA
Molecule: messenger RNA, 1578 nt
Organism: Recurvomyces mirabilis
Lineage: Eukaryota; Fungi; Ascomycota; Dothideomycetes; Mycosphaerellales; Teratosphaeriaceae
Exons: 2
Coding region: 1-1578 (525 amino acids)
Cellular component (GO): membrane; cytoplasm; microtubule
Molecular function (GO): microtubule binding; GTP binding; GTPase activity
Source: RefSeq, a predicted model, not a curated record